AUGGAUUUCGCGAAGCUGGGUAUCAAACGAUUAUCGUACGACAACCACGAAGCCUGGACGAUUCGAGCUCGUCAGGUUUUGACCCGGGAAGGUUUGUGGAGCUACAUAUCUGCUGAAGCUACAGGUGAGGAAAAGACGAUUGAGUGGAAGACGAACGACGAGUUGGCGCUCCAAACUAUCGGAUUCCUGGUCGAAAACGCUCAACUAAGGAUCAUCAAGGAUGCCGGUACAGCAAGAGAAGCUUGGACACUGCUGAGCGACUAUUAUGUGAAGGACUCAUCGAUUGGAAAGGUUGCGCUGAUUAAAAAGUUGUCAAAGCUAGAGCUUGCCGAAGGUGGUGACAUGCGGCAACAUCUGGGUGAGUUUGAAGAGCUAAUCGAGAGAAUUGAAAAUGUUGGAUGUAGGAUGGACGAAGACAUAAGGCGGCUUUCAUCUUAG
Molecule: messenger RNA, 438 nt
Organism: Aedes albopictus (Asian tiger mosquito)
Lineage: Eukaryota; Metazoa; Arthropoda; Insecta; Diptera; Culicidae
Exons: 1
Coding region: 1-438 (145 amino acids)
Source: RefSeq, a predicted model, not a curated record